AUGGAUCCUCUCUCAGCUCUCAGAGACUUCACCAUUAGAGGCGAGCUCGACAAAAUCGUCCGCGUCAACGACGAGUUCCGUUUCGCCUCCGACUAUUCCUUCCCUUGCGCCGCCGAAACCGCUUACCGCUCCAAACAGGGCAAUCUUUACACACUCGAAACCCUCGUUUAUUACAUCAAAAAUCACCAUGUCAAGCACACAGAGUAUCUUCAGAACGCUCGCACGCAGGGAGUUACUUCGGUUACUUUCCCGGACCGGAAGCCUUUGCUUGAUUAUCUUACCGGCAAGGUCUCCUCCUCCGACGCCAUUGAGCUUCUUGUCCACCAAAAUCCCAAGUUUCCCGAUUUGCCCUCUGCGAAUGAGUAUCGCCCUGAAAACCCAGUGGUUGUUGGCGCAGCCAUCGAUGCGGUCGAUGAGGACGACGGUUUAAAGGAUUCUACCAAUGUGAAUUAUAUGGCGAUGAUUACGGCUAUUGAGAGACCGUUGAAGGACAGAGAAUCGUUGUUGGAAUGUAAGAAUAGGAAUUUCUACAACGUGCUUGUGGCGUCGACGAAGCGCGAGGAGGAGAGGCAGCGUCUUGAAUCGCAGCAGAGGAAGGAUGGUUUGGUUGCUAAGAGUAGGUUAAUGGGAUCCGAUGACAGGGGUUUGGUGGGGUAUGGUGAUGAUUUGGGUUAUGAUGCGAAUCCGAAACCGAAAAUGCAUUUGAAGGGAGGAAAAAUUGGUGAAGGUGUGCCAAUAAUUCUGGUUCCGAGUGCUUUUCAGACUCUAAUCACAAUAUAUAAUGUGAAAGAGUUCUUGGAAGAUGGUGUUUAUAUACCCACGGACGUCAAGGUUAAGCAGAUGAAAGGGGCGAGGCCUGAAUGUGUGACCGUGCAGAAGAAAUUCAGUAGGGAUAGAGAUAGAGUGGUGACCGCGUACGAGGUCAGGGACAAACCCUCGGCUCUGAAAUCAGAGGAUUGGGACCGUGUUGUAGCUGUUUUCGUAUUGGGAAAGGAAUGGCAGUUUAAAGAUUGGCCCUAUAAGAACCAUGUUGAGAUUUUCAAUAAAAUUAUUGGAUUUUAUAUGCGAUUUGAAGACGAUAGUUUGGAAUCAGCUAAGAAUGUGAAGCAGUGGAAUGUUAGAAUUAUUUCGAUUAGCAAGAACAAGCGGCACCAAGACAGAGCUGCAGCAUUGGAGGUGUGGGAUAGGCUAGAAGAAUUUGUGAGGUCACGGUCGCAUUCUNCCCCCCCCCCCCCCCCCCCCCCUCUUUUUUCUUGUUACCAUGUUGAGAUUUUCUCCUGA
This is a messenger RNA of Cucurbita pepo subsp. pepo (vegetable marrow), 1281 nucleotides long. Its product is annotated as protein CDC73 homolog. Gene Ontology annotation, cellular component: Cdc73/Paf1 complex. NCBI's taxonomy places the organism in Eukaryota, Viridiplantae, Streptophyta, Magnoliopsida, Cucurbitales, Cucurbitaceae. Gene Ontology annotation, molecular function: RNA polymerase II complex binding. The record is from RefSeq and is a predicted model, not a curated record. Gene Ontology annotation, biological process: positive regulation of transcription elongation by RNA polymerase II; transcription elongation by RNA polymerase II.